AUGCCAAGCCCACGAAAAAUAUCACAAGGAAAAGUUGCCCUGGUUAUUUGCCUAAAUAUUGAUAUUGAUCCUCCGGAUGUACAGAAAAUUCCACCUUUCUCAAGAGUGGAAGCAUGGGUUGACCCAACCGAUGCUAACAGUUUACACGCUUUAGGCAAUAUCGGAAAAAAUCUUCAGGCCCAAUACGAACGAUGGCAACCUCGUGCCAGAUAUAAACAGUGUCUUGAUCCAACUUUAGAUGAUGUGAAAAAAUUGUGUCUUAGUUUAAGACGUAACGCAAAAGAUGAUAGAAUUCUAUUUCAUUAUAAUGGACAUGGUGUCCCUAGACCCACUGAGAAUGGAGAAAUAUGGGUUUUUAACACGAAAUUUACUAAAUAUAUACCAUUAUCAUUAUAUGAUCUACAAAGAUGGUUAGGUGCUCCAACUGUUUAUGUAUUAGAUUGUCAAAAUGCUGGAAGAAUAAUACAUAUGUAUGAAGUUUUCUGUGAACGUCGAAAAGCUGAAGCGGCUGUAGUUGAACAAAGACAAAUGGAAUGUGAUGGUAAAACUGAUCAAUCAGAAACAUUACAAUGCAAUCAUCAAACAUAUUCUGGAUCAAAUUUUCCAAAUAUUCUUAAUCAAGCUACAUUACCAUCGUCCUCCACUGUUCAUGUUGUCAGUAUGGAAAAUACAUUUAUGUUGGCUGCAUGUAGUAAAGAUGAAGAUUUACCACAGAAUCCAAAUCUUCCAGCAGAUUUAUUUACUGCUUGUUUAACUACACCAAUUCGUAUGGCACUUCGUUGGCACUGGUUACGUCAUCAAGAAUAUUUUCCCGGUUAUUUAGACGAAGCCUUAUUAGAUCGUAUACCUGGUUCUCAUUCAAAUCGUAUGUCAUUACUUGGUGAAAUUAAUUGGAUAUUCACUGCAGUAACUGAUACAAUAGCAUGGUGUAGUUUUCCAUUGGAUAUAUUUCAAAAAUUAUUUCGUCAAGAUUUAUUAAUUGCUAGUUUAUUUAGAAAUUUUUUAUUGGCUGAACGUAUUAUGAACUAUUAUGGAUGUCAUCCAGUAUCAGCUCCUUUGUUAUUACCAACUUAUCAGCAUAGUAUGUGGGAUGCAUGGGAUCAUACUGUAGAUCGUGUGAUACAUUAUCUACCAAAAAUGUUAAAAAUCAUUGAAGGUGGUAGCCUAUACACCGAGAAAUUGUUGCCAAUAAUAAUUCCCAACUCAAAUACGAUUGUCAGUAAUAAUAAUAGUGGACUAUUAAUGAAAACAGUCAACAAUAAUUAUCCAAAUUCAAACAAGAUUACUACCACUGCUACUAAUAAUAACAAUGGUUAUAAUAAUAAUAAUAAUAACAAUAAUAAUAAUAAUAAUAAUGGUAAUAAUAAUCGUAUACCAGGACCACCUUGUCCAACUGGUAAUAUUCCAUUGGAUAUGUGCACAAAUCGUGCUCGUCAUUUUUCUACACAACAACAAACUCACCCAUUACAACAACAGUAUCAACGACAGGAAAUUCCUCAAGGAAUCCACUCAGGGUUAUUACCAUUGAAACCAGUCAAAUCAACUGUUCCUUCAGUUUGCGUAUAUCCACCAAAUAAGUUACAUAGUGAUAAUAAUAACGAUGGCAAUAAUAUCGCUAUUUCACAGCAACCAUUGACGAAUCCAACUAAAUCUGACUUGAUUACGAGUUGUAAUUUUGCGUUAACCAUGACAUCAAGUACGGUGUCUAAUGUGGCUGUGUCGUCGACUUUCGUGUCUACAACAACAACAACGACGGUUGUUGCAAAAUCAAGAGCAGUUGAUAAAGCUGAUCCCCUGAGAAAUCCUUCAACCAACCAAUUGAUUGAUACUCAUGAUAAGAAAUCUCAACUGGAUCAUGAUUGUCUUCAGUGUGACAAUAAUAAUCAUUCUACAGCCAAUGUACUACAGUAUGGAUUGCCUCCUGACUGUCUUCAAACUCAGCAUUAUCCAGUUACUGUUACUACUAUUACUACGAAUACUGUGACUACUGCUACUCUUAAUACAUCUAGUCGAACUUCUGAGUUAGUAUCAAAAUCGAAGGUAUUCAAUCUAUUGAGCUCGGAUUUAGUUGCCCCACCUCCAGGAUUUAAUAAUAAUAAUACUGAUAAGCUUCAAUCGCAACCGGUAACAACCAUGUUGAUUGAUUCAGAACAAAAUAAUCAUCAUCCUAAUACUACUGUUGAAUUUAUCAGUAAUGAUACUAAUGAUAGUAAUAAGGAUUUAAUUGAUAUAAAAUCAACUCUUCAUAGAGUGAAACAGAUGGAUCACUUAGAAAUUGUUGAGUUUACUAAUCAAAAUACUAAUGACGAAUCCCAGUUUACCAAUGAUGAUAAUAAUAAAUAUAAUAAAUCGAAAUUUCUCACUACUACUACUUCUAUGAACAAUAACGAUUCUGUAUCAAUUGUUCACCAUACCAUAACAAAUGAAAUAGAAAAGUCAGUUGAACAAGCAGAUAACCAAAUCUCAAAGACAACAAAUACAUUAAAUACUCAUCAUGAUCAUCAUCAAAAAGAUUCAUCUAGCUGGAACAAUAAGGUUAAAUAUUUUGAACAUGAAGAUAACCAGAAUAAUGAAAUUAUGUCAACCGCUUCUCAUAUGAAACAAUCGAAUCAAAUAAAACUAGAGAGUAAAAUGAACAUUAAUUUGAAUAAUGUCAGUCAAGAAAAAAUCUGUCAUGAGAACAGUGAUGAUAACGAUGAUGAUGAUGAGGAGGAGGAGGACGGUGAUGGUGGUGAUGACGAAGAGGAAGAAGACAAUAGGGCGGAACAAUACAAGUGUAAUAAAACUACUUUAAAUGUUCCUAAUACCAUCGGUUCAACAACAAAAGUUAUGAAUACAACAAUAAGUCCCACGAUUACUACUACUACUACUACUAUUGAUAAUUGUUCUGCUCAAUUAUCUUUGCAUUCAACGGAAAAUUGUCAUGAAUCUAAAAAAGUUGAAAAUAAACCAUCCAUAGGAAUUGUUGACAAUAGAACUAACCCUUGUACUGGUAUUAGUAAUAGUAAAUUGAUGAAUAAAAAGCAUGAUAAACAACUUUCUCAUAGUAUGUCCUGUUCAGAAUUAUAUACACAUACAAAUUGUAAUGAUCAACAUGAUUCACAACCACCAAUUACACGUCAACAACAACAAAAACAUCAACAACCCCACUCGAAAUUAACACAUGAACAAAUAAACAUGAACACAUAUGAUGAGAAUAAUACGACUAAUCAAUGUCAACACUUACCACUGGGAGUAGUAGUAGAACAUCAACAAACACUAUUAAACUUGAAAAAUAAUAAUCAUGACAUUACCGUAACUACUGAAAAGGAAUCAUUAAUCAAAAUAACAGAAUCUUCUAAAUUAUUGAAUAUGACAUGUAAAGGUAUAGUACUAAGUGAAACUAAUGAUCAAACACGGAAACAAUCACAUGUUCAUGUACAAAAUAAUGAAUUAAAACAACAUGAUAUAGAGAAUAGUGUAGUAGUUUCUGCAAUAAAUUGUAAAUUAAACAAUGACCUACCAUCAGUGAAACAAACUGAAGUUUCUAAAAAUCCUGGAAAUUCACGUAUUUCCACUCCAAUGAAACCUCGUCAACCAACGAUGCAUACACAGUAUCCACAUGGUUAUGAAAAGUUGUACCUGUUACCGAAUAGUGGUGAUAUUCAGAAAGUGACUGGAGCUUGUCGGCAUCGAGUUACUAACAACCACUACAGCAAUAAAUCAGCAACAGUAAUCCAACAACUAGGGGGGCCGAUAACAACUGCAGUUCCAUCCGCACAGACCAAACCUAUCAAACAGUAUUUUGACUCUAAAACUUGUACAAAAUUACCAAAUGCGAAUGAUCAUUAUAACAAUAGAGUUAUUCUACCAAAUAAUGUUAAUUAUCAAAAUGAACAUUACCCGGAUCCAAAUAAAUCUCAGUUGAAUUAUUAUUCCGAUACGUUAUUAUUACCACCACCAUCAUCUAACCAACGAAUCAAUACAUCGUCAUCUACGCUACCAGCAUUGUCUCAUUGUCAACAGUCAAUAACUAAUCAAUUCGUCAGUUCCACGGUGUCGACGGCUUCUACUACGGCUGCCACUACUACUACCACAACGACUGCUACAGUUUUUUCUGGAUCAGUGAUAGGUGGAAGUGGUCCAUCGUCAUUUUUCACUAGUCAAAUGACUGCAUUCAAAAUCUGGUUACAAACGGCUGAUGAACGACGUCCUGUAGCUACGCAAUUACCAAUUUUAUUACAGAUUUUACUAAGUCAAAGUCAUCGAAUACGUGCAAUGCAAUUACUCAGUGAAUUUCUUGACUUAGGACCAUGGGCAGUAGCUCAUUGUUUAACAGUUGGAAUAUUUCCUUAUAUUGUUCGUUUAUUUCAUUCACCAGUUUCAGAAGUGAAACCAUAUUUGGUAUUUAUUUGGGGUAAAAUUAUUGCCAGUGCACAAACUGAAUUCGGUCGAAAUGAUUCAGUUCGUGAUUUCGGUUAUAAAUAUUUCAUUGCUUGUUUAAGUGAUACUGAAAAUCUUUCUCCUCUUACUAGAACAAUCACAGCAUUUGCAUUGGCUAAAAUGUUAGAAAAAGAUGAAUCUGAAGAGCCUGAUCCAUUUUUUCAAGAUGUUUAUUUAAAACAAAAUUUCUUACCCAUUGUACAAACACAAUUAUUUGAUAAUAAUCCAACAGAAAAUGAAGAAAUGCUUAUACGUAUGAGAUUAUGGCUUAUUCUUGCAUUGGCUAAAUUAUGGUGUAAAAAUGAUGAAGCUCGAUGGUUUGGUAUACGACAUAAUUUACCAGAAGUACUUCUGGCUUAUUUAAAUGAUAUUUCACCGGAAGUUCGAGCAGCUACAGUUUAUGCUCUUGGCAAUCUCAUUGAAAAUCAAACUACUGAUUCAUCGAAACAAAAUCAUGCAGAUCAAAUAAGUCAUGAAAUUGGUGGUCAAUUAGUCAAGUAUUCAUCACGUGAUGCUUGUCCAUUAGUACGUUGUAUGGUUGUUGAAGCAUUUCGUGGUUUAGUUAAACAAUUUGAAGCACAAUUAUGCGCUAUUGGUAUACAAUAUAUACAAGAAAUAUAUAAUAAACAAUCUCAACAAAAAUCACAUCAAAAUUGUACAAAAUUAUCAUUACAUUCAAUAACAUCAUUCUCUUCAAAAAGACCUAUGCGUCAUAGUACAAUAAGUGUAAUUACUCCACCAGGAGGUGCGGGGAACGGUGGAGGCAGAGGUCUACACAGAUCUCGUCAGUCAGAGUUAACAUCUAAUCAUAUCAAUCUACAUAGUGGUUGGUUUUUAACAAAAUCAUCAAAUCGAGAAGUUGAUCAACAGCAUAACUACAAUUAUUAUUAUUAUAAUUCUCAUCAUAAAUCUCAUUUAAUCAAUACACAACCACAAGCUUCGCCAAUUCUACGUAAAUCUGUUUUCAAUCCUGGUUCAGUGUUUUUCACUGGUAGUGGUAAUACACCUAGUACAAAUAUCUACGUUCAAUUUUGGCUUACAUUAAUUCAAUUAGCUCAAGAUCCUUAUCCAGAAGUUUCUCGUCUAGCUACAAUUUUAAUACAAUAUCUGUAUGGAAAGAUUCGUGAAAAGGCUGAAUUUCAAGCUAUUUGUUACAAUUCACCAAAUAAUAAUGAUACAAAUGAUAAAUGUAUAACAAAUGAGGAUACAGCUUUAAUCUCAUCAUUGAAUACAUCAUUCACAAGUAGUAAUACAUCUACUGACAAUGCAUCAAAUACUGUAAACGAAUUGAAUUCUACACCUGAUAACAACAAUUCAAUCCGUUCAGAAAAUGCUUCUAUUAAAGAAUUAAGUUCUAAUUGUAUUACACCAAUUACUACUACUUCUGCAUUACAAGUGACCACUACAAAUUCCUCUUCUAGUUCCCUUAUUCAUUCUGCACAAUUCCCAGGUCGACGACAUCAACAAACUGAUCAACGGUUACGUGUAUCUAUCACAAAUUCUCCACAAUUCCCUAAUACAAUAAUCUCUAAUAACACUGUAACAUCUGGAUUUCCGGCCACUACUACUAUUAGUAGUGGUAGUAAUAGUAAUUACCCGUCAUCCCUAGAUACUGUACAUACACAGUUUUUUGCUUGGUCUUGUCGGUGGUUUACUCGUCCACUUUUAUCUAAAUAUGGGCAAUUGAAAAAUGGACAAUCAAAAAGUCAAACUACCUCAAAAAGCUCCUUCGAUUAUGAACCAGUCUCAUUGGGUACAAUCUCUAUUGAUCCAAAAGCAGUCGCUUAUACAGAUCGUGUGAAUCGUUUAAAAAAACAACGAAAAAUAUCUCAUCUAGGACGUUUACAAUGGGAACGUGUUGCUGGACAAAUUUCACAUCCAAUAGUUACAUCUUCUUCAAAUACUAACACUACAACAACUACAAUCAGUCGAAAAAUUUCAUUUUGUAAUCCAACAUCUACUAAUACUACUAAUAAUAAUAUUAGUAGUGUUGGUAGUAGUAACAUGAGUAGAAGUCGUAUUAGUCUUCGUAGCAAUGACAGUGGUGAUAAUAAUAUAAAUAAUUCCUUAGAUGAUUAUUGUUUACAUCCUAUAGCUUUUUAUAAUCAUCAUGGCAAUAAUAAUAGUAAUGAUAAUAUUUGUUCUAUAUCAAGUCAAGUGAAAUUUCAUCCAUAUCAACCUCAUUUAGUGAUGAUUAAUUCAGAACGUAAAGGUCUUACAAUACAUUCAACCAAAAAUCUAAAACUUUUACAUUCAAUUAAUACAUUCACUACAAAAUCAUCAUUAUUCCCUGAUUUUCCUUCAACUAUAGAUGGAUAUUCACGUGUUGGAUACGUCACUGAUAUUGAAUUUAUAAAUGCAGAUGAAGAGGAAAGUUUGUUGCUAACUGCAACAGAUGACGGUUACAUUCGUAUAUGGCGUAAUUAUACACAUCAUCUUGGUCAAGAUCCUGAAAUCCUAACUGCUUGGAAUGGUAUAACAGAUUUAUAUCAAACUGAUUAUCCAGUUGGUGUUGUUGUUCAUUGGAGUCAACAAGCAAAUCAACUUAUUGUAUCCGGUGAUACACGUAUUAUACGUAUAUGGGAUUGUUUAUGUGAAUCAAAACUAAGAGAUAUUAAUACAGGAUCAGAUACAUCAGUUACAUGUUUAACAAAAAGUAUAGAUAAUCAUUUAUUGGCUGCUGGAUUCAAUGAUGGUGGUAUACGUGUUUGGGAUAUACGUGUACCAUCUUUGAAUCAUAUUAGUUGUAAUAAUAUUAGUAGUAGUGGUAGUAAUAAUAGUUGUAGUAGCAAUGAUAAUCUUAUUUUCAACAGUCAAGCUGAUACUGCUAGAAUUUUCAAAGUUGUCUUUUCAUCAACUAAUCGAUUAUAUGCUGUUGGUGCUAUGGGUGGAAUUGGUGCUUGGCAAUUAUCAUUUCCAACUGAGAAUAAUAACAUUACUCCUACAACAAUUACUUCAAAUACUUCACUUCUAUCAAAUUCAUUGAAUUCUAAUAAUAAUGACAACAGUACUCGUAACGAUCAUAUCAAUUUAUCAAAUCAUCCACGUAGAUAUAUAUCCACAGUGGUAAGAUCAUCGACAAAUAAUCUUAUUAAUAAUUCUUCAACAACUCGGCGAUUUCGACGUUUACCUUGUCCACCACGCUUAUCAUUACCAAUGAAUUCAUCGGUUAACUGUGCUGAUUUAUUGGUUAAUCUAUCAUCACCGCAUGCACAUCUUGCAUUGGCUGGAAUUCGUGGUCAAUCAAGUAUUUCAUUACAUCGUAUUCAAGAUGGUAGUUUACAUUCUUCUAUCAAAAAUUUUAAUAUUACUAACAAUAAUAAUUUUAGUCGUGAACAAUUUGGAACUCCCACUUGUUGCGCUUUUCAUCCAAACGAGCCAUUAAUUGCAGCCGGUUUCCACGAUCAAUCACUUGUUCUUUUAAAUGUUCAAAAUAAAUCUAUAAACAAAGAAGUAUAA
Messenger RNA from Schistosoma spindalis, 7881 nucleotides. Lineage: Eukaryota; Metazoa; Platyhelminthes; Trematoda; Strigeidida; Schistosomatidae. The record is from the annotation of a GenBank genome assembly.